Molecule: messenger RNA, 994 nt
Organism: Manihot esculenta (cassava)
Lineage: Eukaryota; Viridiplantae; Streptophyta; Magnoliopsida; Malpighiales; Euphorbiaceae
Product: vascular-related unknown protein 1
Exons: 2
Coding region: 249-815 (188 amino acids)
Biological process (GO): xylem development
Source: RefSeq, a predicted model, not a curated record
UUCUUUGCACGUUCUCCCUCUCUCUUCCUGGUUUUAUGAAACAACUGCUAAUUUAACUUCCUCAACUCCUCUGGACCCACUUAGCAAACCAAGAUUCUACGUUAUGCCUACCCUUUUCUUCCAUUACUUAAUCAUCAUCAUCUUCAUCAUCUCUCUCUCUCUUUCUUUCUCCUCCUGGUGAUCUAUAUAUACAAAUAUAACUGCAGCUACUUCUUAUAUAUAUGUUCUUCUUGUAGAACUUGAUAUAUAUGGAGGGUUGUAAGAGCAAUUCAUCAAUGAAUUCUGAUGAAAGAACAAUAGCUGAUGAAGAGAGCAGUGGAUGGACAGCUUAUUUUGAAGAUUACUCAAACCAUAGAAAGGAGGAUAGCUUCUGUUCUGGUUUUGGUACCUCUUCCAUGGUUUCUGAUGCUGCUUCUUAUCCUGCAUGGAAAUCACCAUCACCUCAUCAUAAUCACAAUCAUGUUCUUGCUUCCUCAUUCUCUCCAAAUGUCCCCAACAAGUUAAUUUUCAAGAAAGAAAAAGCCAGAAAAUUUUCUCAACAUGAUGAGUCUCUGGAGGACACUGCUAGUUCUCCUGUCAACAGUCCCAAGGUCAGUGAUUUCCUGCCAACUGAUAUGAAUCACAGCAAGACAAAUGAUCAUUUCAGUAGCUCCCUGGGUAAAGGAGGUGAUUUACAGCAUUAUGGAGGAGUAGUGGAGACAGAUGAUGAAAGAUGUGAAAUGAGUUGCAGUAGUGGGAAUAAAGACUGCACAGACUUGAAGAAGAGAGGGCUGUGUUUGGUUCCUUUGUCCAUGUUAGUUAAUUAUCUUGGUUAAUAUUCUCUCUCUAUCUCUCAUGUUGCAGCAGAUACACAAGGGAAAGUCCUGUUCAUGUGUGAUGUGAAAUAUACAAAUCUUAAUCUCUUCUUCUGUAACCUAAAGCUAGACCAGAUCUUCCAACUGAUAUGUUGUAUAUAUUCUCAAGAUAAGAGAAUAAGACAAUGUUUGGCUAAUCA